Manis javanica (Malayan pangolin) is the source of this 5434-nucleotide messenger RNA. It is a transcript of the gene ESYT2, whose product is annotated as extended synaptotagmin 2. The record is from RefSeq and is a predicted model, not a curated record. Gene Ontology annotation, cellular component: endoplasmic reticulum membrane. NCBI's taxonomy places the organism in Eukaryota, Metazoa, Chordata, Mammalia, Pholidota, Manidae. Gene Ontology annotation, biological process: lipid transport. Gene Ontology annotation, molecular function: calcium-dependent phospholipid binding; calcium ion binding; phosphatidylcholine binding.
GUAGCACGCUGCUCACGGGCGGAAGCGCUCGGGCGGGUGGAGCGGUGGCGCCGUCCCCUCACAGGGGCGCUGGGGCGCCAGCGGAGUCUCCUGGCGGGUCGGGACGCGAGCGCGGCGGGAUGAGCGGCGUCCGGGACUCCGGACCUGAGGCGGGCGCCGCCCGGGCCGAGGCCCCCGGCGCAGCGCUGAGCGUGGACGUGGCGGGGCUGUUGGCGCAGCUGGCGCGCAGCUUUGCGCUGCUGCUGCCCGUGUACGCGCUCGGCUACCUGGGCCUGAGCUUCAGCUGGGUGCUGCUGGCACUCGGGCUGCUCGUGUGGUGCCGGCGCAGCCGCGGCCUGAAGGCCAGCCGCCUAUGCCGCGCGCUGGCGCUGCUGGAGGACGAGGAGCGCACCGUGCGUCUGGGGGUGCGCGCCUGCGACCUGCCGGCCUGGGUCCAUUUUCCAGAUACUGAAAGAGCAGAGUGGCUAAAUAAGACUGUAAAACACAUGUGGCCAUUCAUUUGCCAGUUCAUAGAGAAGUUGUUUCGAGAAACCAUAGAGCCAGCUGUGCGGGGAGCACACACCCACCUCAGCACCUUCAAUUUCUCCAAAGUUGACAUGGGUCAGCAGCCCCUCAGGAUCAAUGGUGUUAAGGUAUAUACUGAAAAUGUGGACAAAAGGCAAAUUAUUUUGGACCUCCAGAUUAGUUUUGUAGGAAAUUGUGAGAUUGAUUUGGAGAUCAAGCGAUAUUUUUGUAGAGCUGGUGUGCAAAGUAUACAGAUUCAUGGUACCAUGCGGGUGAUCCUGGAACCAUUGAUUGGAGACAUGCCCUUGGUGGGAGCUUUGUCCAUCUUCUUCCUUAGGAAGCCACGUUUAGAAGUUCAUUGGACCGGACUGACGAAUCUCCUUGAUAUUCCUGGACUGAAUGGUUUAUCCGAUACUAUCAUUUUGGACAUGAUAUCAAACUAUCUGGUGCUUCCCAAUCGGAUCACUGUUCCUCUUAUCAGCGAAGUUCAAAUAGCUCAGUUGCGGUUUCCUAUACCAAAGGGUGUUCUGAGGAUACAUUUCAUUGAAGCUCAGGAUCUUCAGGGCAAAGAUACUUACCUUAAGGGGCUUGUCAAGGGAAAGUCAGACCCCUAUGGAGUUAUUCGUGUUGGCAACCAAAUCUUCCAAAGCAAGGUCAUCAAGGAGAACCUCAGUCCAAAGUGGAACGAGGUGUAUGAGGCUUUAGUUUAUGAACAUCCGGGACAGGAAUUAGAGAUUGAACUCUUUGAUGAAGACCCAGACAAGGAUGACUUUCUGGGAAGUCUCAUGAUUGAUCUCGUUGAAGUUGAAAAGGAGCGCCUUUUAGAUGAAUGGUUCGCCCUGGACGAGGUCCCCAGGGGAAAGCUUCACUUGAGGCUGCAGUGGCUCACGCUGGUCCCGGAUGCAUCCAGUCUGGACAAGGUGCUGGCAGACAUCAGAGCUGACAAAGACCAGGCCAGUGAUGGUCUCUCCUCCUCCUUGCUGAUCUUGUAUUUGGAUUCGGCGAAGAACCUUCCAAGUAACCCAUUAGAAUUUAAUCCUGAUGUCUUGAAGAAGGCUGCAGUUCAGAAAACUUUAAAGUCAGGGAAGAAAAUGAACAGCAGUCCAAACCCUGUUGUCCAGAUGUCAGUCGGGCACAAGGCCCAGGAGAGCAAGAUUCGGUACAAAACCAGUGAACCUGUGUGGGAGGAAAGCUUCACUUUCUUUGUUCACAAUCCCAGGCGCCAGGACCUUGAAGUUGAGGUCAGAGAUGAGCAGCACCAGUGUUGCCUUGGGAACCUGAAGAUCCCUCUCAGCCGGCUGCUGGCCAGCGAGGGCAUGACCCUGAAUCAGCGGUUCCAGCUCAGUGACUCCGGCCCCAGCAGCACCCUGAAGAUGAAGGUCGCCCUCCGGGUGCUCCACCUUGAAAAGCAAGAAAGGUCCCCAGACCACCAGCACUCAGCUCGAGUGAAGCGACCCUCUGUCUCCAGGGAUGGGAGGAAAAUGCCCAUCAGGGCUCAGAUGUCCGCGGCGCCCCGCACUGCAGAUGGCGGACCCUCCCCACCCGUGCCAGGCAGCGGGAGCGAUGGUAAGCCUGGCGAGGAGGAGAGCACCCCGUCUGUGGAGGCCAGCCCCCCAGAGCCAAGUGACCUGGCCAGAAGCUGCUCCAGCCUGCAGGCCAGUGCUGCCUGCUCCCCCAGCCACAUCCUCAUCAAGGAGCCCACCCCGAGCAUCGCUUCGGACGUGUCACUGCCCAUCGCCACCCAGGAGCUUCGGCAGCGGCUGCGGCUGCUAGAAAAUGGGACGACGCUGGGGCAGUCUCCGCUGGGGCAGAUCCAGUUGACCGUGCGGCACAGCUCGCAGAGGAACAAGCUGGUGGUGGUCGUGCACUCCUGCAGGAAUCUCAUUGCCUUCUCGGAAGAUGGCUCUGACCCCUACGUCCGCAUGUAUUUGUUACCAGACAAGAGGGGGUCAGGAAAGAAAACACACGUGUCAAAGAAAACAUUGAACCCUGUGUUUGAUCAGAGCUUCGAUUUCAGCGUCUCCUUCCCAGAAGUGCAGAGGAGGACACUGGACGUCGCAGUGAAGAACAGCGGCGGCUUCCUGUCCAAAGACAAAGGGCUUCUUGGCAAAGUGUUGGUCGGUCUGGCAUCUGAAGAGCUCGCCAGAGGCUGGACCCAGUGGUAUGACCUCACGGAAGACGGGACGCGGCCACACGCAGUGACAUAGGCCGUGCUGGCCAUGAGCAGCCCUGCCGGAGGACCUGCCCCGCCGUGUGCCCAGGGUGCACCCUCCCACAGAUGCUCCAGUGCUGUUUCAUAACCCGGUGUAUUUAGUUAUACAAACCUUACCAGUUUUAUAUGACAUGUUGGCAUCGUAGGCAUAUUUGGCCAAUGUUAUCAUUAAAUUUUAUAUGUUUAAUUUCCUCUAGUAUUUCAGUUAUUCCAGUGCACACUGGGAUGUCAUACUGUGUCCCAGAAAGUUGUUUGUCAGCUAUAUCUAUGAGGAGGCAGAUGUGUAUAUGCUUUCCUUUUACCUUGUCUUAUAUAUCUCUGAGGUACACUAUAGCAUGUAAAUAGACACUAUUUUUUAUAAUCUGUAUAUGCUGGUUUGAUUCAGAAGAAAAUGGAUCAAGGACAUAUGUAUUUUUUCUUCUAAAACUUACUAAGUUCUUAUGACAAAUAAUCAUUUUUGUCUUUGCAGAAAAAGUUCUCAGUGACCUAUUUUGUGGUGUUUCUUUUUGAAAAGCUGAAAGAUUAUUGAAUAUUAGUAUAUUUCUGCCAUUACAAAUGAUGAAAGAAAGUAUUCAAAAUAAUGAGACUUUCAUAAAUAUAAAGAUGUAUUAUUCGGAAGUCAUUUGAAGUGCUGAUCGAAAAAAACGUAUAACCGAGUAAUGUAAAAUAUUAGGGGAGAAUGGUCAUGGCCCGUAAAUCGUAGUGUACUGAUCCGAAUUUCUCACAUACAAUGGAAUGUCUUAAAUUUAUUUUUAAUUGCUUGUUAUAACUUACUCAUGAAAUAGUGCACAGAUGCUCGAUCAUACUGUUCCUGAAAUGUAACACAGGUUUUCCCUGUUAGCAGCCAGGUCAUGGCGAGCUGGUCAGUCAUGGGCUUUGCUAACACUCAGUGUUUCCCGGCCUGGGAAGGAAGACAGCUCACAGUGUCACCGUAAAGGCUGCAGAGAGGUCGGAUGACCGCAUUUGCAGUGCGAUGGCGUGGUGGACAGGUACCCAGGCCAGGCCUCGGCUUCCUGCUGCCUCUGUGCCUGGGCCCGGUCGGGACCAGCCAGGCUGUUCACUAAGUAACCGCUUCCUGGUUUCCUCGUUCUCUGCCAAGACUGACCUCGGUAUUGGGAUAUUGUUCUACAGUGUUUAUUUUGGAACAUUUUUCUCUCUUUGGAUUAUUAAAAGCAUCUUUGUGUAUUAAGAGUCCCGCACCUCAUGUGGGAGGCGAGGCUGUGAGUGAUGUGUGCGUGCCUAUAAGCCAUGUAUGACAUGUGCAGGGAGAGUUUUAAAUAUUUAAAGCUAUAUGAUGAAAAUGACUUCCUUGGCCAUAUGAAUAUUCUAAAAUUAUGUAUACUUUGGGGAAAUUCAGCUUUAUGUUGAAACUGGAGAUCCUACCAUAAGUCAUGCUGUGGACUCGUGGACUGCUCACGUGGCCAGACAAACCAAAGUGCCUGUUGUGGUGGGUGCCAACCCUCAUUCCUGACACUCCUACCUUCCAGUGGAUUUUAAUUUCAUAUUAAUUUACACUCGGAACCAUGGGUUUAUUUAUAAUGGAGUCUAUGGCUUUACAACACAUUUCAUGUAAUCGUGAGGACUAAUAUAAUCUCGCUAUUUCCUACUUAAUGAAGCCUCACUUGAAAGCCUCAUAAAAACCAUUUCUGAUGAUGUACUGAGAAGUUUAUGAAUAUACUGAUACACGUGAUCAUACAUGCACACAAAAUAUUUAACUGGUAUUUUAGUAGCAUGAGAAAGACAGGUAAUUGCUUAUUAAAUCUAGUUGACCACUCAUGCCAUUGGAUUCAUUUAAAGAUUUUUUUUUAAUUAAGUCAGUUGAAGGGCUUUUGGCAUAAUCUAUACAUAAUCAACACUAAUUGAAAUUCAGCGAACUUGUAAUUUAUACCAACAUCCUAAACAUUUGAGUUUUCCAGCCAUGUGCUUCACCUGUUUGUUUUUGCCUGUGGGAAUGCGAUUGGGCAGAAUAAGUACAGAGAGAGGCACAGACCGGCCAGCCUUAUGCUGCCCUCUGACCGGCACAGGGGCAGCUGGGGCUGCAGAUGGAGCAGAGCUCCUGCAGGCGCCGAGGCGCUGUUUUCUGAAAGGAAAGGCAGGGUGCUAGGACAGGAGAGCCCCCGCGAGGGAGUCUGUCUCUGGCCCGAUGAGCUCGGCGAAAGUCCUCGUGUCUGCAGGAGAUGCUGGGAACUGCUGCCAGGGCCGGCCGCCCUCCAGCAGCGGCCGAAAAGGAAUGCUCUCCAGUUCCAGGGACGUUCGUUCCUAGUUCUCUGCAAUCAGUCCAUCUAGGAAAAGGGAACUGUGACUUGUCCGCACUGAGCCAAAGCGACAGAGGGAAAUUGGAAAUUGAAUGAACUUGAGUUCAGUUAGGUGCAUGUGUGGCUCGCUUCUCCGGUGCCUGAAAGUGUGGGCGUGUGAAGGUGUUUUCAAGUUUCAGAUUCAAACAGAAGCCUUGUAGCUGUAUUCAUCAAUUGUGGUACAGAUACAGAAUUCCCGUACAGAUACUCUUCAUCAAGAGGUCAGCCCUUCUUUUCAAGAACCUAAGCCAAACGCAGAUUGGGGUGUAUGUACAUUUGUGUGGUUGCUACUUUAACUCCAGUUCAAGCUGGAUCACCCACUGCAAAUGGCAACAUCAGCGGGUUUUUAUUAUAGAAUGCCUUUUUGCUCAAAUUUUCCACGGCAGUGCGUGUAUUUAUUCAAUAAAACUUUUAUGUUAGCUCA